Messenger RNA from Trichoderma reesei QM6a, 960 nucleotides. RefSeq lists its product as uncharacterized. Lineage: Eukaryota; Fungi; Ascomycota; Sordariomycetes; Hypocreales; Hypocreaceae. Gene Ontology annotation, molecular function: oxidoreductase activity. The record is from RefSeq and is a predicted model, not a curated record. Bases 1 to 960 code for a protein of 319 amino acids. The transcript has 2 exons.
AUGAAAGCUCUACAACUGCUCCGCGAGACCGUCAGCGAGACCCCUCGCCUGAUCUUGAGCGACCUGCCAAAGCCAGCCAUCAUACCCAACCACGUUCUCAUCAAAAUCCACGCCUCAGCAAUUCACCCGAGCGACGUUGGGAACGCUUCAGGUUUCUUCCCAUACACGCAAUAUCCUCGUGUUGUCGGGAGGGACUAUGCAGGAGUUGUCGAAGAAGGGCCUCGCGAGCUUGUUGGACAAGAGGUAUAUGGCACUAGCGGUCACUCGUACGCCUUUACCAAGGACGGUUUCCAGGCGGAAUACUGCCUGAUACACGAGGACGAGAUUGCUUUGAAGCCGGAAACCCUGACGUUUGCCGAGGCAGCCACAGUGGGCGUUCCUUUCACGACAGCCUCGCAAAUGGUCGAGAGGGCAGCAGUCACAGAGUCCGACACGGUUCUUGUUCUAGGCGCCAGCGGAGCCGUUGGAUCUGCUGCCAGCCAGCUCGUCGAGAAUAUCGGCGCGAGAGUCAUCAGGGCGACCCGAGACGAGUCGGGCCAAGUGAAUACUGACAAGGACCCCGAGCUGAACACCCUGGAUGCUCUGACGGAUGGCAAGGGGGUGGACGUCGUCUUCGAUACUGUUGGAUCUCCUGCCCUGACGGUUAACGGACUGAAGAAGCUGGCCACAAGCGGCCGUCUUGUCUUUAUCUCAGCGCCCAAGUCGGGCGUUCGAGAUCUCAACAUCGAUAUGCGCGACUUUUACCGCUCAGACUUGAGUCUUUUUGGUUGCAACUCGCUGAACCCUUCGGCAAAGGAAAUGGCACGGCGGUUGAACGCCAUCACGAAGCUGUUUGAAUCUGGAAAGCUGAAGCCCGAUGGCAGAUGGACGCCGGUGCACCUUGACCAAGCGGUGGAGGCGUACGACAAGUUGCGGAAGAAGGCAACGAGGGAAAAAAGGAUUAAGGAGACGAGUGCCUAG